Molecule: messenger RNA, 6306 nt
Organism: Cataglyphis hispanica
Lineage: Eukaryota; Metazoa; Arthropoda; Insecta; Hymenoptera; Formicidae
Product: 116 kDa U5 small nuclear ribonucleoprotein component
Exons: 8
Coding region: 2970-5915 (981 amino acids)
Biological process (GO): mRNA splicing, via spliceosome
Cellular component (GO): U2-type catalytic step 2 spliceosome; U4/U6 x U5 tri-snRNP complex; cytosol
Molecular function (GO): translation elongation factor activity; U5 snRNA binding; GTP binding
Source: RefSeq, a predicted model, not a curated record
UAUAUACUUAAUAUAAAUACACUCUUAUAUAUGUGUAUUUACAGGAUGGUCCAUUUUAAGUAACGUAUUUUGAUUUUACCGAAAUUCUGAAAAAGAAGUUUUAAAUCAAAAUUCGCAGAGCUUUGAAGAAGAAGAAGAAGAAGACAGUGCUCGCGCAUUAGAUUAAAAAUUUUGUUUUAAGCUUUCUUAUCUAAAAAUCAAUAAUUUGGACGAAAUUAAAAUGCGCCAUCCUAUAUGUACUGCGUUUUUCAUUAUUAUAUUCACAGAUAUCCAAACGAUUUUAGACAGAGCCUUCUUCAGCGUACACUAAACAGCACACACACUCUGUCUCUAUACAAUCGAAUGUAUAAUGAAUACAGCACCCCGUUCAAAAUAAUUAAAAAGGAUCACUCUUUCGAAUAAUAUAUAUGUAGAUUACAAAGAGGAAAAAACAUAAUUACUAAAGAGAAAUCUUGUUUUCUAAAAAAAAAAAUAUUUUCACAUGUCGAAUACUUGCUAUAUGAAUGAUUGAAAAAGUGAUCCUCUAAUUGUUUCGAACACAAUGUAUUUUUUAUGCCCAUGUAAUACAAAAGAUUAUAAUAAAAAAUAGUGUUGUACGAUGAAAUCUAACUUGAUAUUAAUUAUACGUGACGUCAUUUUAUGACACUCUAACAGAUUGCAUGCUAAUAGCUGCGUGAAAGACUUUGCAGAGCACUUGUAACACAUAUAAUACCCAAGAAGUAAAUAACAUCUCUCUCAAGUUAUUAUAUACAAAAGAUAAUCUGAGAUUUUGUGUAACAACACGAUUUUUACGUACUACGAUUUUGCGCGCAGUAUAAUUAAUUGCACGUAAUAAGGCUGCCUCGACACAAUAUGUUUGUGCUAAUAUGUCAAUAGUGUGUCCACCCGUAAGAGAAAAAUUGCCUAUAGUAUAAUAAAGAAAAUUUUUUUUAUAAUUCUAUAUAUAGAAAUAGCAUAAAGUGUGAGAAAGUACUGGUGUAUUGUAAAAUAAUGAAAAAGUAAUUUAUGUGCAAUUUAUUGUGCGACCGUGCGUAAAGAAAUGUGAUCGCGCGAAUCAAUUAUUUCUCUUUGUAAUUAACAUACAGAUUAUAUUAUACGUGUGAUCUGUAUACAAGAUAUGAUGCGAGACGCGCCAAGAAUAGAAAUUUUCACAAGAAUGAGAAAUAUAUAAUCUGAGAUUAAGAGUCAUUUCAAAACACAUAACAUUAAUUUUUAGCAUAUAUAAAUACGCACACGUAGAGAUGCUUUCUUAAAUAUAUAAAGUAUAUAGAUUUUCUCUUUUACAUUUAAACACUAAUGUAGGCCAUAUUCUUUUAGUAUAUAAAAAGGGCUGAUAUAUACGCGCGCGUACGUAUAUAAGAAUUUAAAAUAAAUUAAAAUUAUCUAAAAAAUAUUAAAAAAUAACAAGUCAUUUAUAGAUAAUCAUAUAAAUAAUUAUCUAAGUAAAAGAUUUAAUAUUAUAAAAAGAUAAUAUCUUUAUCCAAAAUCAAUAUAAAAAAAUUAGUUUCUUUUUAUAUUAAAAAAAUAUACGUAUGUAUGUAUGUUGUAUAUGUGUUAAAGGAAGUAGAAAUAAUUCUUAUUACAAUUGAAUUUAAUUGAAUUUUUAUAGUAAUCUUGAUAUAAAAUUGGUAAAAAAUAAUUUUUUAAAUUGACAAAUAUAUCAAUAAAAUAAAUUUUUUUCUAUAUAUAUAAAUUACCACACCAUAUAUACAUACACAUGCUUUUUUUAUUUAUUUUUAUAGCAAUUGAUAACAGUUUUAUUAACGUAAUAAUACUCAAUAAUUUUUCUUCGUAUAUCGGACCUCUAUGUACGAUAUAAAAAUCAAUAAAUGAUAGCAAAGACAAUUGCUACCGCACACACGCAAAAAAAGCUCUUUACAUUAAAUAUUUUAUAUAUUUCUUAUAUUCAAAUUUAUAAUUUCUUAGAUUUCAACAACUAAUAUCUUUGACAAUAAAGCAAGAAUUUUUGUUAACAUAAAAAUUAAAUCAGGCGAUGUUUUUAUAUAACUGCGAAAUGAUUAACAAUGUGUAUGUGUUUGUGUGUAUGUGUAUGUGUGUGGAACUGAAUAAUAUAACAAUUAUUAAUAAAACUGUUUAUUUAUAAUAACUGUGAAUAAAUAUUUUAUAAUUAUAUCAAUCAAUUAUUUAAUCAAGACUAUCAUAUUUAAAAAAUUAUCUAAUAAUAAUCGCGCGCAUUGGUAUUAAAUUUUUUGUUGUAAUUUUUUAUUUUAUGAGUAAAAAAUAAAAUAAUGUAUAAUACUGUUUUAUUUUCAUUAAUUAUGCAAACAAUUAAUGUAAUCAAUUCUCUAUAAAUGUAUUUCUAAUAUAGAAAAAUGGAAAGGUUCAAGUCACAAAAGGACACAUUUAAUGUGCUUAAUUUUAAAAAACGUGAUAAAAUGUGUGAAGAGAAUAUUUCGACUAUAAGAAAAAAGAAAAACGAUAUCAUAAUAAAAUAAAUAUGCUUAAAGCUAUAAUAACUAUCUGAAAAGUGAGCUCGAUAUACGGUGAAUCGAUAUACGAAAUCAUAGUCAUUUUAUGACAAAGAUCUCUCUUAUAUGAAGAAGAGUAAAAAACUCCUCUAAUAUUAUGCAUUGUGCAAUAAAAAACGCUCAAUUCCAUUUUUUUUUUUUUUUUCGAUGGUAGAAAAUUGAUGUGUACACACAAGUAGAGACAUGGUCUCGAUUUAUCAUGUUGAGGAUGAACAGUCAAUAUCUUCAACAUUCGCUUUUUUUGCCACAGAUAUCAUAAUAAAUCCUGAACUAUAGAUUCGAAAAUUCUAAUUUAAUUUUCGCGAUAUAGGUGUCGUAGUUCUCUCGUUUCGCAUUGGCACGCUCUCUGUGAUACUUAUUCUCCACAGAUUAUCCACAGAGUACGAAGCAAAAGAUACUUCAUAGCAGUUAUCAAUGUUAUGACAUAAAGAGGAGCAAAAGAUACCCAGAGAAAUAAGUUGAGUUAGUAGAAAUAUCAAAAUGGAUGCCGAUUUGUAUGAUGAAUUUGGAAAUUAUAUUGGUCCUGAUCUGGCAUCAGAAAGCGAGGAUGAAAAUGAAUAUGGCAAUGUUGGUGAUGACGCUGAGGACAGAGAACGAUCCGAUGAAGAAAUGGAAGAAGACAAAGACGAGUCACGAGAACAAAUAGAGCAAGGAUUUUCGAUGGCAGUUGUACUACACGAAGAUAAACGAUAUUAUCCAAGUGCAUUAGAAGUAUACGGACCUGAGGUAGAAACACUUGUGCAAGAAGAAGAUGCUCAGCCGCUAGAUAAACCACUGAUAGCACCUACCAGAAAACCAAAAUUUCAAAUAAAACAGCAACAACUGCCUGAAACGACGUACAGUAUUGAAUUCUUGGCAGACAUAAUGGAUGCACCACAUCUAAUUAGAAAUAUAGUUUUGCUAGGACAUCUUCAUCAUGGCAAAACUACAUUGGUUGAUUGUUUGGUGCAACAAACGCAUCCUUCUUUGCACAGCAUAACUGAUGAGAAACCACUAAGAUAUACAGAUACGUUGUUCACUGAGCAACAGAGAGGCGUUUCUACGAAAGCAACUCCUGUUACUCUCCUGCUACAAGAUGUCAAAUCCAAGUCCUAUCUCUUGAACAUAUUUGAUACACCAGGACACGUGAAUUUUUCCGACGAGGCGACAGCCGCGAUCCGUCUUUCAGACGGCGCUGUACUGAUCGUUGAUGCUGCGGAAGGUGUGAUGCUAAACACUGAACGUCUACUGAAGCACGCGCUUCAAGAGAAGCUUGCUCUGACAGUCUGCAUAAACAAGAUAGAUCGUUUAGUAUUAGAAUUGAAAUUGCCGCCAUUGGAUGCUUAUUACAAACUACGUCACAUUAUCGAGGAGAUUAACGGAUUGAUAGCGUUAUACUCCUCGGAUGUCGAGAAUCCCGCUUUCGUUUCACCUGCUGUCGGAAACGUUUGUUUUGCUAGUUCCGAAUACAAUGUAUGCUUCACUCUGAAAUCGUUUGCCGCGCUCUAUGCUAGGAAUUAUCCCGGACUGAAUCCCAACGAAUUCGCUAAACGACUCUGGGGUGAUAUUUAUUUUAAUCCUAAAACGCGAAAGUUCACCAAAAAACCUCCGCAUAAUACAGCGCAGCGAAGCUUCAUCGAAUUCAUCUUGGAGCCUCUUUAUAAGAUAUUUGCGCAAGUCGUCGGCGAUGUAGACACGACGUUACCAAAUGUUUUGGACGAACUCGGCAUACGAUUGACAUCCGAAGAAAUGAAGAUGAAUAUACGACCGCUGCUAAGACUUGUCUGUACGCGAUUUUUAGGAGAUAUGUGCGGAUUAGUCGAUAUGUGUGUUGCUCAUGUACCUAGUCCGCAAGCGCACGCAUUUAAUAAAGUGCAACAUGUCUAUACUGGUCCGAUAGACUCGCCGCUUGCACAGGAUAUGGUUAAUUGUGAUCCAAAUGGAAGAUUAAUGAUUCACAGCACAAAGAUGUAUCCAACCGAGGAUUGCACUCUGUUUGUAGUACUUGGCAGAGUAAUGUCCGGCACGUUGGAAGCGGGACAACGCGUUCGCGUAUUAGGCGAAGCAUAUUCACGCACAGAUGAGGAGGAUUCUCGCGUUCUCACAGUGGGUAGAUUAUGGAUCAGCGAAGCACGUUACUCGAUUGAACUAAAUCGGGUGCCUGCAGGCAAUUGGGUCCUCAUCGAAGGUAUCGAUCGGCCGAUUGUGAAAACUAGUACCAUUACGGAUCUCAAUAAUUCAGAAGACUUGCACAUUUUUCGGCCACUCAAGUUUAAUACGCAGAGUGUCAUCAAAAUCGCUGUCGAACCGGUCAAUCCGUCCGAAUUGCCCAAGAUGUUAGAUGGUUUGCGAAAAGUAAACAAGAGUUAUCCGCUGUUGGGCACGCGCGUGGAGGAAAGCGGCGAACACGUUGUCCUAGGAACUGGCGAACUCUAUCUCGACUGCGCGAUGCACGAUCUGCGUCGCAUGUAUUCUGAGAUUGACAUAAAGGUAGCCGAUCCCGUAGUUGCCUUCGCGGAAACAGUAGUGGAAACCAGUUCUCUCAAAUGUUUUGCUGAAACGCCGAAUAAACGGAAUAAAUUGACGAUGAUAGCGGAACCACUGGAGAGAGGUCUUGCCGAGGAUAUAGAGGCCGAACAUGUCCGUAUCACGUGGAACAAAAAAAGACUAGGAGAAUUUUUUCAAACAAAAUACGAUUGGGAUUUAUUGGCAGCGCGUAGCAUAUGGGCAUUUGGCCCUGAUUCUACUGGGCCUAACAUCCUAGUGGACGAUACUUUACCUUCCGAAGUAGAUAAAACACUAUUGAACAGUGCACGCGAUGCGAUCAUUCAGGGCUUUCAGUGGGGAACUCGCGAAGGACCAUUGUGCGAAGAGCCGAUUCGGAAUGUCAAAUUCAAAAUCCUUGAUGCAGUUAUCGCACAGGAGCCGCUUCAUCGAGGAGGUGGUCAAAUCAUUCCUACCGCUCGACGCGUCGCAUAUUCCGCUUUUCUGAUGGCGACACCACGUUUAAUGGAACCUUACCUAUUCGUGGAAGUGCAAGCUCCCGCGGAUUGCGUGUCUGCCGUUUACACAGUCCUGGCGAAGCGGCGAGGUCACGUGACGCAAGAUGCCCCGGUGCCGGGUAGUCCGUUGUACACGAUCAAAGCCUUCAUACCAGCCAUCGAUAGUUUUGGUUUCGAGACGGAUUUACGGACGCACACCCAAGGUCAAGCGUUUUGCCUGUCCGUCUUUCACCAUUGGCAAAUCGUGCCCGGUGAUCCUCUGGACAAGAGCAUAACUAUCAGACCGCUGGAACCGCAGCCGGCUACACAUCUGGCUAGAGAAUUCAUGUUGAAGACACGAAGACGCAAGGGUCUGUCCGAGGACGUCUCUAUCAACAAGUUCUUCGAUGAUCCUAUGUUGCUGGAGUUGGCUAGGCAAGAUGUGUUGUUGAAUUAUCCCCUCUAAUUUAAUAAAUAUAUACACACGAAUUAUGAAACAUUAUUAAAUAAUACAUUAUUAAAUUUUUUUACAAAAAGAAACAUGCAUCCUGUAGGAUUUCUCGAACUGCGCAUAAUUAAUUCCGUAUUCUUCUUUCUAUCGAGAUAUUUUUCUAACGAAUCUAAAAGAUUUAUUGGAAAUAAAAUUCUUCAAAGAUAACCCUAAAGAUACUUGUCAAUUGUUUUCAGAAAAUAAAACUUUAAAAACUUGGUUUUUUGAGAUUUUAUUAGAUUAUAUUUUAAUUAUAAUUGUAAUAGAAUUGAUAUGUAAUAUCUAUAUAUAAUACAUUUAUAUUAUUUUAUCCAUUGAUGAAAUAGAUGAAUACUUUCCAUGUAAUAAGUGUAUAUAAAAUAAGAAA